UGAGCUCCCGAGCUGCCUCAACCCGCUCCCCGCCUUGCACAAUCAUGGCGCCGCGCGCGGAAUUCAGCACCGAGCAGGUCCGGGGCAAAGCGCGCAAGGACCUGCUCUACCUGCUCGAGGGUGUCCGCGGCAAGAAGAACCUCGUCUUCGACCGCAGCCUGGUCGGCCCCAUCGGCACCAUCGUCAAGGUUGCCACGCUGCAGGAGUACGGCGUCGACAAGUUCUUCAUCCUCGAGAACAACAAUGUGGAUGCGAGCCAGCGCAACGUCGUCUUUGUCGCCAGAGGAGAGUGCGGGCGGCAUGCGGAAGCCAUAGCAGCCCAGAUCAAACGAAUACAGCGGGAGAGCCAGACGACGCAUGACUUUCACAUAUUCUGGGUGCCCCGGCGCACGCUCGUGUCCGACCAAUUACUCGAGGAAGCCGGCGUUCUCGGCGACAUCAACAUAUCGGAGCUGCCGCUGCUCUUCUUCCCUCUGGAAGAUGACGUUUUAUCGCUCGAGCUGGAGGACUCCUUCAAGGACCUCUACUUGUCCAAAGACAUCACCCCCAACUUCCUCAUGGCCAAGGCGCUCAUGGAGGUGCAGCAGAAUCAUGGCCUGUUCCCCAGGAUCAUUGGCAAAGGCGACAAUGCGAAGCGCGUAGCAGACCUCCUCGUGCGCAUGCGCCAAGAACGGCUGGCUGGUGAGGACGGAAGCGAUGUCAAGACGGCGCUCACCCCCAGCACCACCAACGAGAGCGUCAUCAUCAUCGAUCGCGAGGUUGACUUUGUCACCCCGCUGCUCACACAGCUGACAUAUGAGGGGCUCAUUGAUGAGAUUUUUGAGAUUCAGAAUAAUCAGGCCAAGGUCGACACGACCAUUGUGGGAGCUCCAGCGCAGUCCUCCACGGCUACAUCGCAGAGCAGAAAGCGGACGGUUCAGCUCGACUCGAGCGAUAAACUAUACGAGCAAUUGCGAAACGCCAACUUUGCCAUCGUCGGUGGGCUUCUCAACAAGGUCGCCAGGCGCCUGCAAAAGGUUCAGUCCGACUACGAGAGCAAGCACAAGACCAAGACGAUUGCCGAGCUGAAGGAAUUCGUGAGCCAGCUGCCCGGCUACCAGCAAGAGCACCAGAGCGCAAGGAUACACACGGGUCUCGCGGAGGAAAUCAUCAAACACACGCGGACUGAUCUGUUCAAGGGCCUUUUGGAGGUCCAGCAGAAUCUCGCGGCCGGUGCCGAUCCGUCGUCGCAAUUCGACGGCAUCGAAGAGCUGAUAGCCAGGGAGGCUCCCCUACGAGAGACUCUUCGGCUGCUUUGCAUAUACUCGUGCAUAUCCGGGGGGAUAAAGCCCAAGGAUUUGGAGCAGUUCAAGCGGCUCAUACUUCAAGGCUACGGCUACCAGCACCUUCUCACGCUCAAUAACCUGGAGAAGCUGCAGCUGUUUCUAUCACGCUCGUCCCCACUUGCGGGAAUGAUACCAAUGACGGCGAGUUCCGGCGCUGACGGGACCAAAACCAACUACACGUAUCUACGGAAGCAGCUGCGCCUGAUUGUCGACGAAGUGCAGGAGGACGAUCCCAACGACAUCGCGUACGUGUACAGCGGCUAUGCCCCUCUCUCCAUCCGACUUGUACAAUGCAUUCUCCAGAAGCAGUACCUGUUGUCUAUAACGAAGGGUAAUGGCGCAGCGAAUGCCAGCGGCAUUGCCCCUGGGGCAGGCACACAAGGCUGGCAUGGAUUCGACGAAGCCGUCAAGCACGUUCGAGGGCAGACUUUCUAUGAGCUUCAAAAGGGCGAGGACAAGGCCGUCAAAGCAAGGGCCCUCUUGUCCGGCAGCGGGCAGAAGCAGACAGUCUUUGUCGUCUUUGUCGGAGGCGUCACGUUCACGGAGAUUGCCGCGUUGAGAUUUAUCGCGAAGCAGGAAGAGAGUCGGAGGAAGAUCGUCAUAUGCGCGACUUCUAUAAUCAGCGGAAACAGGAUGAUGGACGCGGCAAUCGAGAAAGAAGCGUUCGCGCGCAAGGAGCCGGCCCCUGUAGCCUCUGCUCCGCUAGAUACGCUCCUGAGCCAACGGACCCCUUGGCUGACAAACCCGACGAAGACAGGAGGAGGUUCUCAUGGCAGAUACCUUCAUCAUAUGAUGCGUCUGCCCAGCGUCAUGCUCCUAGAAAAGGAAGUGCCGAUUGGGCCGAGUUUCUCGCCCACGCAAGACACGGACUCUUUCUCGUCGAUAUCCAGCCUAGCGGCGGAGUCCGUCGCCAAGAGCCAGAGCCAGGUGCCGGCGUCGCCCAGCAGCUUCGUGAGCUCUCGCCAGGUGUCUGGGCGGGGCUCGUCGGAUGAGUCGUCGGAGGUGGCCCAAGAGAUUGUCGUGUGGACGGAAGAUAUGGAGUUGAGCAGCGGCCUGUCGAACCAUGACACGGAAGAGUCUUCCGGCAUGCAUCUUGACACGGAUGAUGAGAAACUUCAGCACGGCGAUGAUGCCCCAUUACCAGCCGAUCCUCCAGAAGACGCCAUUGCUGAGUCGUUUACUUCGUCGCACUCUUCCUUGUCAGACCUUUCAGACGUCUUAUCCUCUCCUUCAAUUGUCUCUAGUAAAGCCACAACGCCCGUCGAGACGGAGAUACCUAGCCGCCCACAGAUCGGUGGGGUCACACAAACUUUUUCGGCCUCCUCAUCCUACCGCCAUGAUAUCGAACGCUUGACCUUCAAUGUUCGGCCGAAGUCAUCUAUCCCGACAGACAUUCCAUCCUACCAAUAUGCCAGCGAGUGCAUCGCUGCCGCCGAGUCAUCGCGGCUCAACCCUUACGCCCUACAUCCCGAAGAAUAUCACUUUCUACGGCAUCACAUAUCCCACUCCCAAGUCACGACAUACCUAAACAUCCGAAACGGCAUACUGCGCAUAUGGAUGAAGCAGCCGUCGGUCGGCGUAACACGGCAAGAGGCGGUCGGGUGUGCUAAUGCUCGCUGGUUUGAUGCCGCGAGCGUAUGCUACGACUGGCUGGUCCGUCGUGGAUAUAUAAACUAUGGCUGCGUACAGCUGCCUGAGCCCCAGGCUGACUUCAAGAACGAGCCUCCUACAAAGAAGCGCAAGACUAUCGCUAUCAUCGGAGCAGGCAUCUCGGGUUUGUCUUGCGCCAGGCAGCUUGAUGGUCUCUUCAAGCAGCAUGCCGGCCAUUUCUAUUCAAGAGGAGAGGAGCCCCCAAAGGUGGUCAUUCUUGAAGGUAGAGGUCGCGUUGGCGGCAGAGUAUACUCCCGCGAGUUCAAGACAAGGCCUGCCACGGUUGACCCCGAGUUCAGGGGCAAGAGACACACCGCCGAGAUGGGUGGCAUGAUCAUCACGGGCUUUGAUCGCGGGAACCCGCUGAAUGUGAUCGUUCGUGGACAACUGGGCAUUCCAUACCACGCCCUUACUGCCGAUACCACAAUCUAUGACAGCAAUGGCAAACCGGUAGACCCAGUAAGGGAUCUCCUGGUUGAGAAGCUCUACAAUGACUGUCUAGAUCGCGUCAGCGAGUUCAAGUACAAGUACCAGCCCUCCAAGGUGAUUGAAGGCAACCGUGACCUGCUCGACGAGGGGCGGGAUAGCCUUGGAGAUGGCUCCAAGACCAUUAUACAAGCUGAAGAGGCCACCGCUGCGCUACCCGAUGCCCCUUCAGUGUCCCAGCAGAACGUACCCGAGACCGUGAACAUGGUUCCGGUCUCCUCAGACAAGCUGACGGGCCGAGUCCACAACGAGCCCGGAGUCCCUGGGACCAUCAAGGCAUCAGAAAAGGCCAAGUUGAUGGGCUGGAACGUCAAAGCAGGGGCGGCAGACAAGGGAAACCUGGAUUUGACCCAAGCCACCACUUUGGAAGGGUCAACACUGGGGUCUGUCUUGGACUACACCAUUACGCAGUACAAGAAUAUCGUCGACCUGAAUGCGCAAGACCACCGGUUGAUCAACUGGCACAUUGCCAAUCUAGAGUACAGCAAUGCUACCAACUUGCACAAUCUGAGUCUCGGCCUCUGGGACAUUGAUGCAGGCAACGAAUGGGAGGGUCCCCACACAAUGGUCGUCGGAGGAUAUCAGAGCGUUGCCCGUGGCCUGCUCCAAUGUCCGUCGCCACUCGAGGUGAAGACCAAGUUUGCCGUGCAGAGAAUCACCUACCACGGCGAAGGCUUUGACGGCCCCGCCAGCAUAGAGAGCGAAGACGGCACAGUAGUGGAAGCAGAUGCUGUCGUCUGCACCAUACCUCUUGGUGUCCUCAAGCAGGGCACGAUUCAGUUUGAGCCGCCGCUGCCUUCCGAAAAGGCGGAUGCAGUUCUCCGACUGGGAUUCGGCAUCCUCAACAAGGUGGUCUUGCUGUAUGACAGGGUGUUUUGGGAUUCAGACAGACACAUCUUUGGUGUGCUCAGGGAUGCGCCCAACCGGCAUAGCACAUCCCAGCAAGAUUACAGCACGAACCGUGGACGCUUCUUCCAGUGGUUCAACGUCACCAACACCACGGGUCUACCCUGCCUCAUCGCACUGAUGGCCGGAGACGCUGGCUUUGAUACGGAGCAUACGAGCAACGACAGCCUAGUCGCCGAAGCCACAGAUAUUCUGAGGAGCGUCUUUGGCAAAGACGUCCCUUACCCCAUAGAAACGGUGGUUACCAGAUGGGGGUCCGAUCGGUUUGCCCGAGGCAGCUACUCUUCAGCUGCCCCUGAUAUGCAGCCAGACGACUACAACGUCAUGGCCCAGCCUGCAGGCAACCUCUUUUUCGCGGGAGAGCAUACCAUCGGCACGCACCCGGCCACCGUUCACGGCGCCUAUUUGUCGGGACUGCGAGCCGCAUCCGAGGUCCUGGAGUCAAUGAUCGGUCCGAUCGAGGUGCCGACGCCUCUUGUGCUCCCGAGGGACUCGCUUUUGCUGCAUAAACGUAAGGAGGCAGCCAAGGAUCCCCGGCAGGCGCGCUUAGAGGCAUACGAGAUCGAGGUCUGGGAGCACGUCCUCUCCAAGAUUGGCGAGCGGCCCCUUCGCCCGAACAAGGUGGCCGGCAGCGCCUACAUCCUCUUCAGCAAGGCUCACUUCGAGGCCGCAAAGAAGCGAUGCGAGGAGAGCCGCAAGCCCGGCAGGAGCCGGUCGAUACCCAACGAAGUCCGCAUCAUGACGUCCCGCAUGUGGAAAGAAGCCACGCCGGAGCAAAAGAAGCCGUACGAAGAACAGGUCGCCGAGCAGAAGAAGCGCUAUCUCGAAGCCAUGCAAGAGUACAAUGCGCUGGCGGAGAAGUGGGAUCGCCAGGCCAUGGCCCUCCGCGCCGCGUACGAAGAGGAGCAUCCCAGCUUGCCGGGCCCGGAGGAGGGGCCGGAGGAUGAUGCGUCGACGGCGGCGCAGAAGCGGAGGGCCAAGAAUGUGAGUUAUGUCGAGGGCGGAGAUACCGACGUGGAUACAUGA
Trichoderma citrinoviride is the source of this 5393-nucleotide messenger RNA. Its product is annotated as Sec1-like protein. NCBI's taxonomy places the organism in Eukaryota, Fungi, Ascomycota, Sordariomycetes, Hypocreales, Hypocreaceae. Gene Ontology annotation, molecular function: oxidoreductase activity; protein binding. Gene Ontology annotation, biological process: vesicle-mediated transport. The transcript has 8 exons. The record is from RefSeq and is a predicted model, not a curated record. Bases 45 to 5393 code for a protein of 1782 amino acids.